UAUAAUUUGCAAUCAAUAACAUAUGGUAACAAAUAAAUUAAAAUUAUUAUGAAUUUCUUUUUAUAGGCAACAUUAUUAUGAAUACUUUAGCUGUCCAGUACAUAGCAAGGGCACAAUACAGUUUAUAUAUACUCCAUAGUAUUUUUUUGAACAGUAAUCCGUAUAAAUUAAUUUUGCUUAUGGUGUUUUUUUUUUUUUCCCAACACGGUAGAAAAACCCAGCUGUGCCAUGCUAUUGUAUGACAACUGUCAAAUUCUACAAAAAAAAAAAAAAAAAUAAAUAAAAAACAAAUAAAUAAAUAAAUAAAAAAUAAAAUGAAAAAGACAAAAAAACAAAAUAAAAAAUCAGACCGUAUAUAUACACCAUCACUCUCAUUAUCCACUCUUCUCGGAAUUCACCACACUCCUGCGCGGCCAUUUCCUCUCUCUCCUCCCCGCCGCCGCCGCUGCCUCUAUCACCACCACCACCACCACCACCACAACCACCUUCAUCAACACCCAUUAAACCCAUCAAAACCUUGAAUUUCAAGAACUUUCUUGAAAGAAAUGAAUUCCCCUGCAUCUCUUCCACCACUUACACCAACACCAUCCCAUCAUCAAACUACCCAUCUUCUUGAGAUCAACCUGAUCUCCGCCCAAAAUCUCAAACCCCCUUCCACCAAUCUCCGACGCCUUCAGACUUACGCCGUCGCAUAUAUUAACCCCUCUCGCAAACUCCGUUCUCGCGUCGAUCGUAUCGGCGGCGAAAACCCUUCUUGGAAUGACAAGUUCAUUUUUAGGGUUUCCGAUGAAUUUCUCUUCUCCGAUACUUCCUCCUUCACCGUCGAUAUCUUCGCCGUCGGUGUUCUCAAAGACGCGCUUCUCGGCUCCGUUAGGUUUCUCGUCAGUAAUUGUCUCUCUCUUCAUUCCGUCGGUGUUCCUUCUUUCGUCGCCGUCCAAAUCCGACGUUCUUCUGGAAGGUUCCAUGGGAUUCUCAACGUUGGAGCAAUGGUGAUUGAUGCGUCGUCGGAGUUAGGGUUUUCACUCGCCGGAAAAUCGGCGAUUGGUUACCGUGAUUUCAUGGGGGAAACUCAUCAUCGUCGCCGGAGAAAUCAUCACCGUCGUGGCGUUUCCGAUUUCAGUUCCGGCAGCGAGUCAUGCGGCGGUGACUCGGUUGAUUACUCCGAUGAGAGUGAGUCGACUGCAUCGAACUCAUCUUCGGCUUCAACUUCGAAUGUGUUGAAGGAGUUGAAUGGGAGGAGAGAAAUGGCGGGAAAAAGUAAGGGAGAAGGUGGUAUGAUCCUGUGUGGUUUAGGGUUUCAGAAGAAGAUACAUUUCAGUCCUUCUGAUCAAGAUAUCGAGGCUUUAGAUGCGUUGGAUCUCGAAACCGGUAGAUGAUGAUGAUGAUGAUGGACGGAUGAGAUUGAAUCAGAGGGUUAUGGUGGUAUAUCUAUCCUUGAUGAAUUACUGCUCAAAUAGGAUAUUAAGUUGCUUAAUCUUUUUAAUUAGAGUCCCAAAAUUGAAAUUUUAUGUUGUUAUUAAUAAAAAGUAGUCUCUUCACUUGUUGGUACUUCUUUAGCUUAAACUGAUUUCAUAGCCAUUGGAUAGAUGUAUCAUGUAUGUAUAUAAAUAUGUGAUUUUAAUCUUUUGAGAUGGUGAUAUAUCUCAAGCUAAUGUACUAAAUAUAUUUGUUGCUUGUUCAAUUGAAUUGCUCCUUGAAUUAGUCAA
This is a messenger RNA of Chenopodium quinoa (quinoa), 1706 nucleotides long. RefSeq lists its product as uncharacterized. The transcript has a single exon. The record is from RefSeq and is a predicted model, not a curated record. Gene Ontology annotation, biological process: defense response. NCBI's taxonomy places the organism in Eukaryota, Viridiplantae, Streptophyta, Magnoliopsida, Caryophyllales, Amaranthaceae. Bases 546 to 1376 code for a protein of 276 amino acids.